Messenger RNA from Neospora caninum, 411 nucleotides. RefSeq names its product Histone H3, related. The transcript has a single exon. Gene Ontology annotation, cellular component: nucleosome. The coding region runs from base 1 to 411 and encodes 136 amino acids. Gene Ontology annotation, molecular function: protein heterodimerization activity; structural constituent of chromatin; DNA binding. Lineage: Eukaryota; Apicomplexa; Conoidasida; Eucoccidiorida; Sarcocystidae. The record is from RefSeq and is a predicted model, not a curated record.
AUGGCGCGCACCAAACAGACCGCAAGAAAGUCCACCGGUGGGAAGGCCCCCCGCAAGCAGCUGGCUUCCAAGGCUGCACGCAAGUCUGCUCCCAUGAGCGGCGGCAUCAAGAAGCCUCACCGAUACCGCCCGGGAACCGUCGCCCUCCGUGAAAUCCGCAGAUACCAGAAGUCCACCGACCUUCUCAUCCGCAAGCUCCCCUUCCAGAGACUUGUGCGUGAGAUUGCUCAGGACUUCAAGACUGACCUGCGUUUCCAGUCGUCGGCUGUCCUUGCUCUCCAGGAAGCCGCUGAGGCCUACCUUGUCGGGCUCUUUGAGGACACCAACUUGUGCGCUAUCCACGCCAAGCGUGUCACCAUCAUGCCCAAGGACAUCCAGCUCGCUCGCCGCAUCCGUGGCGAACGGUCUUAA